GGGGCGGAGGGGUGUGGGCCCGGGGACCGCGGCGCUCGGCGGGCCAGUCGCUGGUUGUCAGGACAGUCGCCGCCGGAGUGGGGCGAGGGUGCGUCCCUCGGUCUGGGACGUCCGGGGCAGCGUAAAGAUGAGAGCACAGAGGAUGCAGGGCCGCUGGAAGCGCAGGUAACGGAGCCGGGGUGUGGUGGGGCCGCGACAGGCUUCUUCCCUGACCCGUCCUGGAUGGAGAGGACCGAGGCGACACCGAGCCGCGGCUCCUAGCGGCGGGGCCGGUGCCCGAGCUGCAGCUGCCAGGCGAGGAUGUGUGGAGCUCGGGCGGCGCGGGGGAGCUGAGAGCCUUCGGGCCCCAGGACCCCCGGGGCCCGGGAUGAGUUAGCGAGGACAGCUGCGGGGGCCAGUUCCGACUGCUGCAGGCCACGGCCGCCGCCCGCCCGCCCCUUCCGCGCCGGAGCCGCUAGCUCCUUUCCGCGCCCGUCCGCCUGCCUGCGCUCCCGGCGCCGGAGACCAUGAGGUUCCGCAUCUACAAGCGGAAGGUGCUGAUCUUGACGCUCGUGGUGGCCGCUUGCGGCUUCGUCCUCUGGAGCAGCAAUGGGCGACAAAGGAAGAACGAGGCCCUCUCCCCGCCGCUGCUGGACGCCGAGCCCGUGCGGGGUGCAGGCGCCCGGGCCGGGGACCAUCCCGCCGUGUCCGUGGGCAUCCGCCGGGGCUCCAACGAGUCGGCGGCUCCGCUAGUCGCGGCGGCCCCGCACCCCGAGGUGGACAACCUGACGCUGCGGUACCGGUCCUUAGUGUACCAGCUGAACUUUGACCAGACGGUGAGGAAUGUAGGUAAGGCCGGCUCCUGGGCCCCCCGAGAGCUGGCGCUGGUGGUCCAGGUGCACAACCGGCCUGAAUACCUCAAACUGCUGCUGGACUCACUUCGAAAAGCCCAGGGAAUCGACAACGUCUUCGUCAUCUUUAGCCAUGACUUCUGGUCGACCGAGAUCAAUCAGCUGAUUGCUGGGGUGGAUUUCUGUCCGGUUCUGCAGGUGUUCUUUCCUUUUAGUAUUCAGUUGUACCCCAACGAGUUUCCGGGCACUGACCCCAGAGAUUGCCCCAGAGACGUGGAGAAGAAUGCAGCUUUGCAGAUGGGAUGCAUUAAUGCUGAAUAUCCCGACUCCUUCGGCCAUUAUAGAGAGGCCAAAUUCUCCCAAACCAAACACCACUGGUGGUGGAAGCUGCAUUUUGUAUGGGAGAGGGUCAAAGUCCUUCGAGACUAUGCUGGCCUCAUACUUUUCCUAGAAGAGGAUCACUACUUAGCCCCAGACUUUUACCAUGUCUUCAAAAAGAUGUGGCAAUUAAAGCAGCAAGAGUGUCCUGAGUGUGAUGUUCUCUCCCUGGGGACCUAUACUGCCAUUCGCAGUUUCUAUGGCGUUGCUGACAAGGUAGAUGUGAAAACGUGGAAAUCCACAGAGCACAAUAUGGGUCUGGCCUUGACCCGGGAUGCGUAUCAGAAGCUGAUUGAGUGCACAGAUACUUUCUGUACUUACGAUGAUUAUAACUGGGACUGGACCCUUCAGUAUUUGACUGUAUCUUGUCUUCCAAAAUUCUGGAAAGUGCUGGUUCCUCAAGUUCCUAGGAUUUUUCAUGCUGGAGACUGUGGUAUGCACCACCAAAAAACCUGUAGACCAUCCACCCAGAGUGCCCAAAUUGAGUCACUCUUAAAUAAUAACAAACAGUACCUGUUUCCAGAAACUCUAACUAUCAGUGAGAAGUUUAUGGCAGCCCUUUCCCCACCUAGGAAAAAUGGAGGGUGGGGAGAUAUUAGGGACCAUGAACUCUGUAAAAGUUAUAGAAGACUGCAGUAAAAAAUCACAAUUACAAAAGCAAAAGUAGUGACAGUCUUCUAUUUUUGAUAUUUGUCCAAACAGAAUAUACAAUUGAAUAAAAGGGUUUAGGAACUGG
This is a messenger RNA of Balaenoptera acutorostrata (minke whale), 1944 nucleotides long. It is a transcript of the gene MGAT2, whose product is annotated as alpha-1,6-mannosyl-glycoprotein 2-beta-N-acetylglucosaminyltransferase. The transcript has a single exon. Gene Ontology annotation, molecular function: alpha-1,6-mannosylglycoprotein 2-beta-N-acetylglucosaminyltransferase activity. Bases 507 to 1847 code for a protein of 446 amino acids. The record is from RefSeq and is a predicted model, not a curated record. Gene Ontology annotation, cellular component: Golgi membrane; Golgi stack. Gene Ontology annotation, biological process: oligosaccharide biosynthetic process; protein N-linked glycosylation. NCBI's taxonomy places the organism in Eukaryota, Metazoa, Chordata, Mammalia, Artiodactyla, Balaenopteridae.